AUGGAGGGAAAACACAAGUUCUUCCAUGGAACACUUGAAGCUACUAUCUGCCAUGCCACACCUUACAAACCGUCCUUCCGCUUCAGCUGUGUGGCAAAUGAAAAGCCUGCCUACGUGACUAUCAAAAUUGCCAACAAAAAAGUAGCAGAGACAGCACACGAACAUGACCGUAUCUGGAACCAAACCUUUCAAAUUCUCUGUGCUCAUCCAUCUGACACUAUCAUUACAAUUGCCCUCAAGACAAGGUGCUCCACCCUGGGGAAAAUCAAAAUUUUGGCCAAUCAGCUUCUGGAUGGAGCAAGUUUGAUCAAUGGCUUCUUUCCUCUUUGCGGGGAAAAUGGUAAGCCAAAUCUGAAACUUAAAUUACAGUAUAUCUUAUGGUUCAAACCAGCAGAAUAUGAAUCAAGUUGGGAGAAAGUACUAGCAAACGAUGCAUACCAGGGGUUGAAGAAUGCUACAUUUCCUCAGAGAUCAAAUUGCAGUGUCACACUCUAUCAGGACGCUCACCAUUGUGCUUCUUUCCAACCUCCAUCUGCUCUUUCCCAGACACCCAAAAAGCUGUGGGAGGACGUAUACAAAGCCAUUGAGGGGGCAAAGCACUUGGUUUACAUUGCAGGAUGGUCCUUAAAUCCGAAAAUCAUACUAGUUCGUGAUCCCAAUACGGAGAUUCCACAUGCACGAGGAGUGAAGCUUGGGGAGUUAUUGAAGCGUAAAGCAGAGGAAGGGGUCGCUGUCAGAAUUCUGCUUUGGGAUGACGAAACUUCCUUGCCAAUUAUCAAGAAUCAAGGAGUAAUGAAAACGCAUGAUGAAGAUUCCCUGGCAUAUUUCAAACAUACCAAAGUAAUAUGCAAAUUGUGCCCCAGAUUGCAUGAUAAAUUCCCUACAGUCUUCUCUCACCAUCAGAAGACUAUAACUGUAGACACCCGAGUGCAGCAAUCUUCAACAAAUCGAGAAAUCCUGAGUUUUAUUGGUGGCUUGGAUCUUUGUGAUGGCCGUUACGACACACAAGACCACUCAUUAUUUAAAACACUAAAUACAGAAGCACAUUGCUAUGAUUUUUAUCAAACGAGCAUAUCUGGAGCUAGCCUUCAUAAAGGAGGACCAAGAGAGCCAUGGCAUGAUACGCACGCUUGUAUCACAGGGCAGGCUGCUUUGGACGUCCUAACAAAUUUUGAGCAAAGGUGGACAAAGCAAUUUGAGCCAUCGCUUCUAGUUCCGCUCAGCUCCAUUCCUGAACUGUCUAAUCAGCAUUCUACCACCAUUUCCUCCGAAAGGGAUUGGAAUGUUCAAGUUUUUCGAUCAAUUGACCACGUAUCGGCAAUUCCUUUGCCAAGAAACAUGUCCACCGAACGAAGCAUCCAUGAAGCUUAUGUGGAAGCAAUUAGGCGGGCAGAUAGAUUCAUAUAUAUAGAAAACCAAUAUUUUCUUGGAGGAUGCCAUCUAUGGGAGAAAGAUCAACAAUGUGGCUGCAGAAACUUGAUUCCCGUUGAGAUUGCACUAAAAGUUGCAAACAAAAUAAAAGCCAAACAGCGAUUUGCAGUUUAUAUAGUAAUACCAAUGUGGCCAGAAGGUGCUCCAGAGAGUGAAUCAGUGCAUGACAUAUUGCACUGGUUAAGGGAAACAAUGAAGAUGAUGUACAAGUUGAUAGCUGAAGCUUUAGAAGAAAGUGGCGAGCCAGGGCAUCCAAGAGAUUACUUGAACUUCUUCUGCCUAGCUAAUAGGGAAAACGAAGUGAAAGGAGAAUUUGUUCCUCCAUAUUCUCCUCAUCCCGAAACACAUUACUGGAAUGCUCAAAAACAGAGGAGAUUCAUGGUGUAUGUUCAUUCCAAGCUAAUGAUAGUGGACGACACUUAUAUGCUGAUAGGCUCGGCCAAUGUGAACCAAAGAUCCAUGGACGGGAAACGUGACACUGAGAUUGCAAUAGGGUGCUAUCGGUCUAAAAGCAGUGAAGAAAGAAUGGAUCGUGGAGAUAUUCAUGCUUUUCGAUUGUCACUGUGGUAUGAACAUACAGGUCAAGCUGAAGAAGUAUUCCAAGAUCCUCGGUCCUUGGAAUGUGUCCAGAGAAUCCGAUCAAUUGGAGAGCAAAUGUGGGAAGUUUACAGUGCAGAUGAAGUAGUCGACAUGAAAAGGACCCACUUACUCACGUACCCUGUGAAUGUAACCAAGGAAGGUUGUGUCCAGGAUCUUGCGGAGGGCAAUUAUCACUUCCCAGAUACAAGAACACCAAUAAAGGGCAAAAGAUCAAAAUUUCUCUCACCUGUAUUCACUACGUAAUCGAAGCAUCCAUCUGAAAGUAACUUCAUCGCAGGGUUUGGUGCAGGCCUUCAGGCUAAGAGUAACAGGUGGACGCUAAGAAAAAUGGGAAUAUAGCACUUCGUUUAUUGCAACAGCAAAUUCUCCAGAUUAACAUUGUACACUGUAUAUACUACAUAAAUUGGUUUAAUCUUUCUCCCUUCGAGUUUCCCGUGUAACUCAAAUAGUCAACAUCUGCUUUAGUUGUCUUAAAUAACUGACGGGGUGAAAUUGAUCUUUUUUCUUCCACAUCACCACCGUGCAGCUAAAAUCAUGCCUGACAAGC
Messenger RNA from Coffea eugenioides, 2578 nucleotides. Its product is annotated as phospholipase D alpha 4. Gene Ontology annotation, biological process: phospholipid catabolic process; phosphatidylcholine metabolic process. Gene Ontology annotation, molecular function: calcium ion binding; D-type glycerophospholipase activity. NCBI's taxonomy places the organism in Eukaryota, Viridiplantae, Streptophyta, Magnoliopsida, Gentianales, Rubiaceae. The transcript has 4 exons. The record is from RefSeq and is a predicted model, not a curated record. Gene Ontology annotation, cellular component: plasma membrane. Bases 1 to 2274 code for a protein of 757 amino acids.